UCUAAUUUGACGUGUUUGAGCGUGACCAUCUUUUUGGUGAUAAAAUUACUAAAAAUGGUUCUCCUACAUGUAAAACGCGGUGACGAAAGCCAGUUUCUUUUUGAAACUAAUUCCAGCAUUCCGGUUGAAACCUUAACAAGUGAGCUGGUGGUCAUUUUCAACGGCCGCCUGAAAGUGAGCCGCGUUUGCACUGAAAUCGAAGAACUCUCGAAACACGGCACCAUGCUGCCUCCGGAUAUGCUCGGGCUCACCGAUGAACAGGUCGAGGAGCUAAAGCUGGUCGAUGAGUGGGGUGAAAAGUGCGUUCCUUCCGGUGGCUGUGUCAAUGCGGACCCCGUUGGACGUAGAAAUGGUCGGCAGCCGUUGAAGAAAAUGCAAGACGUCCUGGAGAAGGCGGUGGCUGAUGCCAAAUUGAUGAUCACGAAAAAGUUGGUAGAACAAGGCACCAUCUUGCAGCUGAAAAUGGUUCAGGACGCGUUGGAUCUACUACAAGGAGCCGUUAUGAUAGUUUAUCCAAUGCAACUUCCACCCCACGAUCCGAUUCGGAUGGAGUUUAGUAACACGGAAGAUUUAGAGGGCACGCAGGCAUCGCUUGAGGUUAUCGAGCCGUGCAAGGCUCAACUUUGGUUCGCUGGAAAACUUUUGCCCAACGAUGCAAAGCUUCGUGAUGUAGUUGGGGGUAACGAGAAGACAAAAAUUAUCGUAAAACUAGCCAAGGUUAACGAGGGUGCUCCCGGCAGAGAGCCGGUCGUUUCGGAAGAGGCCCGGAAGCAGAUGAUGAUGCAUGCCUACCGCAGACAGGAGGAACUUAAGAAACUUGAGCAAGACGAUGACAACCAGUAUCUCAACUCCUCCUGGUCCGAUAGCCGCAGUCUGAAGCGUCAGGUGCAUGGUUUGGACGAUGUUAAGUUUAGAUUUACUAAGUAAGGCUUUUCUUAUGAAUACCGGACGAUAGCAGACACAAGUUGAACUCAAACGAGAUAUUUUUCAGUGUCCAGUAUGCGCAAUAAAUCAUAAACCGAAAAAUAAACUUAAUAAAAG
This is a messenger RNA of Culex quinquefasciatus (southern house mosquito), 1041 nucleotides long. Its product is annotated as cilia- and flagella-associated protein 298. Lineage: Eukaryota; Metazoa; Arthropoda; Insecta; Diptera; Culicidae. Gene Ontology annotation, biological process: regulation of cilium movement. The record is from RefSeq and is a predicted model, not a curated record.